UUUAGUUCCUACCCAGCUCUCCGAGAGAGCACAAUUCGGUUUGUGUAUCAUCAAUCAGAAUGGUUUUAUUUUUAAAAAUUGAUUGUUUGGUGAAUUUAUUUUCCGUCUUUCAUACAUAUAAAUGGUGAUAAGUGAUAUUAACAGUGAGAUGUAUGAUACGGAUUUAUUAUUUCGCGAAUUUUCCUGCACUCAUUUGGCUCUUUUCGCACCAUUUACCAUUAAUAUGCUAAUCAUCGUUCUAAAAACGAAAGCUAGAAGUAGAGCUACUCUCGCUAGACACUUAGAAAUUAAAUUAUUAGAAGUAAAACUAUGGAUCAAUGUCUAUGAUAUAACAACAUUCAUAAAAAAGCGCUAUUAUUAAAUUGAUCUAGUAUGCUGCUUUCUAACGUGCGAUUUCUAUGUUAAAAUGUACUAAAUGGAAUAAUGAGCUAUGGAAUCAACUUCUGCUAGCAGAGCAGUAGGAGUGAGACCAAAAACACCGGCGUAUCAACGGUAUACGACAGCGCUACAAAAUGACCCCCGAUGUUCACAAGAGGUGGCCCUCGGUCGGAGAAUUGGCUUGUAUCGCUUUUGUGGCGAUAUUGGACGAGGAAAUUUUUCCAGGGUCAAACUAGCGGUACAUCAACUAACCAAAGAUAAAGUAGCCAUUAAAGUAGUUGAUACUAGUCGCCUAGAUGCUAAAGCUCUGCGUAUGUUGUCUAGAGAAGUCACGAGUCUUGAAGCAGUAUUUCAUCCAUUCAUUCUAAGACUAUUUGAAGUGAUAGAAACUUUAGGCAAGAUUUAUCUCAUUAGCGAAUGGAUUCAAGGCGGAGAACUGUACAGCAGGAUUGCAGACAUUGGUCCACUAGAAGAAUCUCAUGCUUCCAUAUUAUUCUACCAACUUCUCAUGGCUGUUAAACAUCUGCAUAGUCUUGGAUACGUUCAUCGAGACAUAAAAGCUGAAAAUGUUUUGAUGCUGAGUGAAGAGAGAAUCAAACUAGCUGAUUUCGGUUUUAGCACUCAGUUGAUAAAUGGACCUUUACAGCACUUGGAUACAUUUUGUGGAUCUCCACCAUAUGCGGCACCAGAACUGUUCAGUGACGAUCAUUAUAUAGGCGGACCUGUCGACAUAUGGGCAUUGGGCAUUCUGCUAUAUUUUAUGCUGCAGGCCAAAAUGCCUUUUAGGGCAUCGACAGUACCAUUAUUGCGAACUGCCGUGCUCAGAGGUGAUUUUGAGAUAUCGACAACCCUUAGUUUACCAUGUAGCAGAUUGAUCCAACGCAUCUUGGUACACGCACCAACUCGUCGUCCUACCAUCGAGCAGCUGUUGAAGUGCCAGUGGUUCGAAUACGCACAAACAGUCAAACCUGAAACCCACAAAAAACCAGCUCAUCAUGCAAGCCCCAAUACCAGUAGCCAACAUAGUGAAGUUCCUAUUACUCAAAGAAAACGUUUUCGUUUUUUUCCUACUAGAGGCCAACGACGACAAUAUUCACCAAAUCAGUCAUCAAGCUUUAAAAACAUAAACGCUGCCAAUCAGACUAAUGCGGAGGACACAACGAUAAUACGAACAAUUAAAUGCUGUACUAAAAGAGCGAACAGCGUCUUAGAAGAAGACUUCCUGAAUCCCAUCGAAACUGCACGCCCGAGCAUUGGAAUCGAUGUGGUUAACAACAAUAGUAACAGUAACUUCCGCGAACACGUGGAAAACGCCUUAUCAAAAGGUCGAAAAUUUUCUUUUAGUAGACUGGUUAAGAAGCGGAUAGGUCCGCUAGAACUUUCAAGCUCACAACAGAGCACGGAUGGUAAUUCCAACUACAAUGGAAGCGAUUACAGAGAACGUUUGCAGAAACUUGUGGAAGAUGAACAUGGAAUAUUUGUGAUGUUUCCAACGGCAUCAGAAAACAAUAAUAUGCAUUCCCACGAGAAAGAAACGCGUCGGUUGAUGGCAAACCUUGGUAUCGAUAGUGAUAUGAUAGAAAAAUCCAUUCAAAAUGGACCACGUAGUGACAUUGUCGGAAUAUAUAGAAUAGUAGUACACAGAAUGCAGAAAGAGCAUUCGAUCGUCAAUCUGACGGGGAACGCAUUCAGUUCUGAAAUCAAGUCGAAUAUCAACCAAAGUAAAUGUGAUGAAAAAUCGUACAGCGAUAAAAACACCAGCACAAGUUUUGCAAAAAAUAUAACUUGUGUCAUAUUGUAAGAAUCUGUUAUUUUUUUGUUUUUUAAUAAUUGUAUGGUUUGAAAUAAAAUAUUGCUAUAAGUUAAA
Uranotaenia lowii is the source of this 2245-nucleotide messenger RNA. Its product is annotated as serine/threonine-protein kinase NIM1-like. NCBI's taxonomy places the organism in Eukaryota, Metazoa, Arthropoda, Insecta, Diptera, Culicidae. The record is from RefSeq and is a predicted model, not a curated record. Gene Ontology annotation, cellular component: cytoplasm. The transcript has 9 exons. Bases 431 to 2179 code for a protein of 582 amino acids. Gene Ontology annotation, molecular function: tau-protein kinase activity; protein serine/threonine kinase activity; ATP binding. Gene Ontology annotation, biological process: intracellular signal transduction; microtubule cytoskeleton organization; protein phosphorylation.